Molecule: messenger RNA, 648 nt
Organism: Halteromyces radiatus
Lineage: Eukaryota; Fungi; Mucoromycota; Mucoromycetes; Mucorales; Cunninghamellaceae
Product: S-adenosyl-L-methionine-dependent methyltransferase
Exons: 5
Coding region: 1-648 (215 amino acids)
Cellular component (GO): eRF1 methyltransferase complex
Molecular function (GO): protein methyltransferase activity; S-adenosylmethionine-dependent methyltransferase activity
Source: RefSeq, a predicted model, not a curated record
AUGAUACCGACUCCAGACUUGUCGCACCUGACUAGUCAAGAUUUCGGCAAAAUAUACGAACCUGCCGAGGAUACCUUUUUACUUUUGGAUGCUUUAGAACAAGAUCAAGAUCAAAUUCAAGCUUUACAACCAAAGAUUUGUUUGGAGAUAGGAUCUGGAUCAGGAUGUGUUACCACUUUAUUGGCCAAAGUUAUUGGUAGUCAAGCAUUAUAUUUGACUACAGAUCUUAAUCAACAUGCUUGUAAGGCCACUUUUCAAACAGGACAAAAAAAUCAAGUUGAUAUUGAAUGCACGCGUACAAAUUUGGUGAAUGGACUUUUACCUCGAUUAUUUCAUAGUGUGGAUAUACUUUGUUUCAAUCCUCCUUAUGUUGUCACACCAUCUAGUGAAGUAGGUAGUUUUGGUAUUGAAGCUUCUUGGGCUGGAGGUAUUGAUGGUCGUGAAGUCAUUGAUCAAUUCCUUCCUCUUGUAUCGGUAAGAGAUUUAUUAUCUCCUCAUGGUGUCUUUUAUCUGUUGUUGAUCAAUGAAAACCGACCAUUGGAUGUCAUGGAUAUUUUGAAAGGAUAUGGAUUGACAUCAUACAUAUCAUUGGAACGACGAGCAGGUCGUGAAAGGCAGUACAUAUUGAAAAUACAACGAGAAUCAUAG